This is a messenger RNA of Lytechinus pictus (painted urchin), 3663 nucleotides long. RefSeq lists its product as uncharacterized. The record is from RefSeq and is a predicted model, not a curated record. Bases 255 to 1832 code for a protein of 525 amino acids. Gene Ontology annotation, biological process: signal transduction. The transcript is spliced from 8 exons. Gene Ontology annotation, molecular function: protein binding. Lineage: Eukaryota; Metazoa; Echinodermata; Echinoidea; Temnopleuroida; Toxopneustidae.
ACGAUUAAAAAUAUGUAGCCCGGAAGUAAAUAACAAAAUACGGAGACGCGACAAUGGUCGACUGACGCUGGAGUAAGUUUAGAUCUUUUGAUCGAAUGAACUGACUCUGAUCAUAAGAUUUACAACUUGACAACAGUGACUUUAUCUGUCGGAUAAUCCACUUGUGCUGCCUGCGAGAUUUAUGUGUAACAAUGUGAUCUGCGAAGUCUAAUGAGAACGAAUUGGAAUAGUAGUCUCUGGUUCUGAAACCUACCAUGGCUGGACCAGGUGAAGAGCGAGUUGCUAAGUACCUUACGAUUGAAGCUCUUGACUUCCUCAGUGAACGUCUGUUAGAUGGUACAGGACUGGUAAACUGGAGGCAGUUGGCUGGACAGUUAGGAUACACAACUUUAGAUCUAAGUAAAUUCACGACCGAAGGGCUGAGAGAUGGCCAAUCAGCACCCAAGGCUCUUCUUUCGGAUUGGGAAAAGCGUUGUGGUGGAUGUGAUGUCGGCAAGCUCAAGGAUUAUUUGAAGACGAUUGGCAGGAAUGACAUUCCACGAGACCUGUAUGAUUAUUAUGAAAGCCAAGGUAAAGAGAUCGUUGAACCCAGGCACAGUGCGCCGAAAAUAUUGGAUGUGGGCCAAGAUAUUGUGAUUAAAGGAAAAAUAUAUCCCGAUGGAAAGGUGUCCCUGGAUCCUAAUGUGACUUGGGUUGGUCAAGACAAUGGGCAUACAUGUAGACACCAAGGAGCCUGUCCAGUCGAUGGUCAUUCGGACGUCCGACGGAAAGAACUCCGCUCAUUGGAUCCGUCGCAACAAAGGGACCUAUCAACCCAAGAACGUUGGAGUAGUCCUGGUCUUGGCAGAGAGAGUUCCAAGUCCAGUGUGGUCAUAGAACAAGACUUUCAUGUAUUGACCAAGAGAUAUUCGGAUCCGUUGCAACGGAAAGAACCUUCCUCGCAGCCUAGCUGGAACAGUCGUGGCAGCGGUUCCUUGGACAGCGUCCAGAAGGCAGAGAGUCCCAUGAAUCUAAAGAAGAUUUACAGUGAGCAAAUAUCACAGAGUCCCAUCCCGAUAAAGUGUGCCCCCUCUGUUGCUCCCUCAAAAGUAACGAAAGAGGAAGAGAGGUUCCAACAGGGAGGGGACUACGGUGAUUUGCGUUCUGUGCCUCCUGCCAACAGCAUCGGUAAUGGACAUUUACCCAGACAUGUAGCUGCCGAAGGCCUUACAUGUACAUUAAAGCGGUAUAUGAUAGUGUCAUCGGUGAACGAGCAAGACAAACUAUGGUCAAGGAAGUUAUGUAAGAUACUAGAGAAGAAAGGGCAUCAAGCAUGGAUGCUGAACAGUUUGCUUCAAGAGGAAAUUCUUCCCAUCUUUUUCACUGUUGAUUACGUGUUGGUGAUUUACACAGACCACUAUAAGAGGGAAUUCCAACAGCGUGGAAAUACUAACUGGAAACUCUUUGAUGCAAUGCAAAGGGAAUUCAAAACGAAAGGGUCCAAUCGUCGCUUCAUUCCAGUGUACGAUGUGAACGCGAUCCAUCAGCUUCCCGACGCUCUGAUGAGCGGCCAGUCACAGGAGCGCGACUACAUUCUUCAACUUCUCAGCCGGAGUAAUAAGAAUCCAUCCAACAUGCAUUCCUCGGCUCCAUCUGAGGGAGGAGUGGGCGGGGCAGUGGGCGGGGCUGGUGUCGCACCAAUUAGGUGCAACCACCAGCACCUCUCCAAAUCCGAACCCGUCAUCCAACAAGAGUUCCACGCCCCGCAACCCCACCACAAACCGGCCAACCAAGAGAAGAAGGAAACUCAGUCCAAGUUCUUCAACAAGUUCAAAAGCAAGAAAGGAAAGUAGGUAUGUGAUUAUCCAUCAUGCAUUGGGCUCCUGAACUCUUUAUCAAAGCUGAGCAGUGGUUCUGUCAUGGAUAUUUUUUUGUCAAGCUUCUUUUUCUUGGGGUACGACACAAGUUUGGCCUAGCGAAGAGUGCGAGAUUUGGCUUUUCGCGUUGAGAGUCUCGAGGUCAUCGGCAGUGCGUGGCUUUGAUGAUCGGCAUGAUAGGAGGUCUGGACCAAAAUGUGUUGCUUCGUCUGAUUCUCCCUGCAGUCUCAAGUGGUUUCAUCAUGCCUACUCUAGCCCUAGUACUUGCUCGAGGACAUCGUCCUGUUCCAGUCCUGGGGCGAUUUUAACAGACAUGUCCAGAUGGGGCGUGGGAGCGUGGACCUACGUGUACACUGGAAAGACCGACACUCAAAUGACAUGUCAUCCAGGUUGCUAUAUGUUUUACAAAGUAUUUUUAUUAUUUGUUUCUGGUCUGCUGUGCCUGGGAGGUGAAAAGCGAACUGAAUCACCAUGACCCGCGGGUCUCUCCUCCCGAUUCUAACUGAUUGGGGGGAGUGCAGGUGGACCACUACACCAGGGUUUUUCUCUUCUCUUUAUAUACGAAUAGUGCAGUGGCUUCUUAACAUGCAGAGGUGGUGACUCUCCUCUACACGGGGCUUCUAUUCAACGUCCUAUGCAAGGGACAGGUUGUUUUCCUCUGUAACACAGCCUGCAUCAGUCGUUUGCCAGGGGUGGACUUGAACCUCCAACCUUUGGUUCGACAGGCAGACGCUUUACCAACAGUUUGUGUCCACAGCCCACUGGAAUGAGAGAAUCCAGCAGUCUUUACUUGUGAUCUGUUUGUACUUAAAGGGGAAUCCAGCCUUGGCCAUAAAGUGUUGUGUUGGGAAGGAGAAAAAUCAAUUAAACAGAAUGGUGAAAGUUUGAAAGAAAUCGGACAAGCAAUAAGAAAGUUAUAGCUGCUUUAAAAUUGAGAUCAUUUAUAGUAUGUAGAUUUCAAAUUGGCAACUGGGUAAGUAAAUUAUGACAAGAGGCAAGGACAACUUUCCCAUAGGCCAUGUACUUUAUUAUCAGGGAUUUGUGGUUUUCUCCUAAGUACCCAUUCCCCUGGGGCAGUAAUCUAAAUAUAACCCAGGUAGUAUAUUGUUUUAUGUCCUCAUGAAAGAAAAAUGUAAUUUGAAAUAAAACUUUUGGGAAAAAAUGACAUUUUAGCCAUAAUAUGUAUUGGAGUACAUGGAAGAGUAGUCCUUGCCUUACAUCACUAUGACAUCCCAUAUGCGGCCAAUUUGAAGUCUCCAUGGGUAUAGUGAUUACCAAUAUUUACAACUUUUAAAAAUUUAUAACUUUCUUGUUGUUUGUCCAAUAUUGUUCAAACUUUCACCUAUCAACUUGUCUGAUUUUCUUUUUCUUAUAAAAACAAGUUUUUAUUUGGGUUGGAUUCCCCUUUAAUAUCGAUUAUUAUGAUGUAUGUUUCGGCUUGCUUGUGUAAAGAAAGGAACUCUGAAAAAGCCUUGUCUGGGGCUCUGUUAAUAUACGAACGGUAGAGAUUAAUUGCAAACUUGAAAAGCCCAGUCUUAUUGCGUGUGUAUUGUGUUGAUCAGACUCAUUGUCGUCCAAUCAGAAUCAUUCUUGGAAUAUCGCAAUCGAUCACAAACCUCUAUUUAUACAGGCCUUGUCUUUGUAUUCAUUAAUGUUCACCUUUAUUGAGAUUUUCUUGGAUCUAGGUACAUGCCUUUACAGUCGAACAACAGUGUUAAAACAAGGAUUUUUUAAUCCAAGUAAUAUACAAAACCAGUAAUUGUAUCUUAGGUUUCCUGUAAUUUGUAUGUAUGUCAUGGAAAUUUUU